This is a messenger RNA of Populus euphratica (Euphrates poplar), 1432 nucleotides long. Its product is annotated as 2-oxoglutarate (2OG) and Fe(II)-dependent oxygenase superfamily protein. The transcript has 7 exons. NCBI's taxonomy places the organism in Eukaryota, Viridiplantae, Streptophyta, Magnoliopsida, Malpighiales, Salicaceae. The coding region runs from base 76 to 1182 and encodes 368 amino acids. The record is from RefSeq and is a predicted model, not a curated record.
CAGUCUCAUCAUUCUCUCUCACUUUCUAUUAAAAUCCAAAAGAGAAAACAAACCAAAAACCAGAAUCAAUCAAAAAUGGAGAUACCGGUGAUUGAUCUCUCGAGAUAUUUAGAGAUCGCAGAUAAACUGAGCACUGAUUCGGUUACUUUAUCCGGUCAAAUCGAAGAAGUCGGGUCAUGGCUCGGUGAAUUGUGUAAAGAAGUGAGUCAGAUCCUGAGAGAAACUGGAGCUUUGAUAGUUAAGGAUCCGAGAUGUACCGCGGAAGAUAAUGACAAGUUUAUUGAUAUGAUGGAAAAGUACUUUGAAAGACCUAGAGAGUUCAAGUUACUACAAGAAAGAUCUCACUUGCAUUAUCAGGUUGGAGUGACACCUGAGGGAGUGGAAGUUCCAAGAAGCUUGGUUGACGAAGAGAUGCAAAAGAAGUUAAAAGCAAUGCCCAAAGAGUUCCAACCAUCCACUCCUAGUGGACCGGAUCCUAAAUGGCGAUACAUGUGGAGAGUAGGUCCUCGGCCAUCAAACACUCGCUUUAAGGAACUUAAUUCAGAACCUGUAAUACCUGAAGGUUUUCCUGAAUGGAAAGACACUAUGGACGCAUGGGGUUGCAAAAUGAUCUCUGCAAUAGAGGCUGUUGCUGAACUGGCAGCAAUUGGUUUUGGUUUGUCCAAGGAUGCAUUUACUUCUCUUAUGAAACAGGGACCUCAUCUGCUUGCUCCAACAGGAAGUGAUCUCAGCUGUUAUGGUCAGGAAGGCACUGUCUUUGCAGGGUAUCAUUAUGACCUUAACUUUUUAACAAUUCAUGGCAGAAGUAGAUUUCCAGGUCUAAACAUUUGGCUAAGGAAUGGGCAAAAAAUUGAAGUGAAGGUUCCUUCAGGAUGUCUUCUCAUUCAGACAGGAAAGCAGAUAGAGUGGUUGACUGCAGGGGAAUGCAUGGCUGGCAUGCAUGAAGUUGUUGUCACAAACAGGACAAUAGAUGCAAUCAAAUUAGCAUCACAGCAAAAUCGCAGCCUUUGGAGAGUUUCAUCAACACUUUUUGCACACAUAGCAUCAGAUGCCGUGUUGAAGCCUUUAGGCCAUUUUGUUGAAUCUCCACUGGCCAGCAAAUACCCACUAAUGUGCGCAGGAGAGUUUGUUGAACAGGAGCUUGCGGUGAUCAACCUUAAAGGAAACAAAGUGGAAUCUUGAUAACUUGUCUUAUUUUUUGUUGUUCUAGAGAUGCAAACAUCACCAAAUGGUUGUUGGGAUGAUUUGUUUGCAAUAAAGAACGGAUAUUUGUUGGGAUAGGAGCAUUUAAUUAGCCGUUUCUUAGCAUAUAAUUCUGAUACAUCCCCAUUUUCUUAAAAGUUAAUUUUACAUGGUGCAAAUGUACUGAUAUCAGACCUGAAAGAUCUGUUUAGAUGAUAAAUUUCAAUUGGAAAUGGAUGUUUUACAUUUC